Molecule: messenger RNA, 7012 nt
Organism: Corvus hawaiiensis (hawaiian crow)
Lineage: Eukaryota; Metazoa; Chordata; Aves; Passeriformes; Corvidae
Gene: ZC3H11A
Product: zinc finger CCCH-type containing 11A
Exons: 17
Coding region: 3726-6119 (797 amino acids)
Molecular function (GO): metal ion binding
Source: RefSeq, a predicted model, not a curated record
GCCGGGCUGAGGUGGGUUUCCUGCCCGCGGGGCUUUGGGGAGGGGGGAGCUGCGUGCCCGGGGUGGGCCCGAGGCCUUUCCACGGGGCUCGGCCGCCCCCUCAGAUUUGCAAUCCCAGCGCAGGUGCUUUAUAAAUCUCCUUGUUUUCAGGUAAAACCUCGUUCCUUCCUGUUGUAGCAACGCGUCUGAGGGGCAUUUCUAAUGUAGUCACCUAAUUGCUCCUCAUUCCCCAAAAGAACUUCAUGAGCUGAGUAACUCUGGAUGCACCGGGUCUGAAUUCCUCCCGUAGGUUGUUAAAACAACGCAAUUGGGUGACGUUGUUGGGGGUUUCUUGUUUUUUAAAGGUUGGAGCUGAGAGGUUUCUGCUUUCUGCCGUCGAUUUUUGUUGUGGGAACGCCAAAAGGAGGUUUUUUUGUUGUUGUUGCGGUGUGUGGGGCCUCCAGGUUAUUCCCAGAAUUGCACUCAGGGUCACACUUCCCAAAUAAAACCCGGCUUUAUUUGGCUGUAAAAAAAAAAUAAAAGGAGAUCUCCUGGGGAAUAAAGGGGUUUGGGGUUGAGUUUGGGCACACCUGAAGCAGAGCAGGUGGGCUGGAGGUGUUGCUGGAUAUGUCCAGGUGUUCCAGGAGUUCUCCAGGGAAAACUUCCUGGUGGUGUCACUUCCCGGCUCCAAUGACACCUUUCCAAGGGGCUGCUUCCAGGGGAAAUCGAGUCCCUUUGGGAUUUAAUAAAACAUUCCAGUGAAAAGGAGGAUUUAUCCCAGGAAAUCUCUGCCAGGCCCUGGGGUUGAGCUCAGAAAUAGGGAAAAAAAAUUGAGUUUAUUUUCUUGAAUGAUUUUCUUCAAUUAUUCCUGUCUUAUCCAGGAGUGGAUGUAGCAGCUUCCUUUAGUUUGGGAUUGAUUCCUGAGGAGGAAAAGCUGGUGGACAGUGAAAAAAUGGCUGGAAAGGGAGUUAAAAUGUCUAAUUCCUGGUGCUCUUCCUUCUUGAUAAACGGGGGUGAAUCAUCAAAUGUUGUUGUCAGGAAUAAAGGCACAAAUGGAGCAGCAGGAAGAGGCUUUUCCAGGGGAAUCAGGGGACUUUAAACCCGAGAAUUCCCCGCAGGGAGGUUCAAGAAAGCUUCUCUCGGGUGUUUUUAUGUAUUUUCCCUUCAAAAAUAUAAAGUUGGUGUUGUUUUUUUGGCCUGGUUUUUCCUGACCCUCAGCUACUGCAUUUUUUAUUUAUUUGACUUUAUUUUUUUUUACAAAAAAUUGGUUUGAAAAUAUUCUCCUACAAAAUUUGAAAUGUGUUCUGGACAAGAAAGGGUUUAAAAUUCUCGUUAAUUUUAAUUAAUUCGAGACCUGCUGGGUGCACCAGAGUUACUCAUUUUUAUUUGGAUUUUCAUUUUUUUUUGAUUGCCACCUUGACACCAGUUUAAAAUGCAAGGAAAAAAGAAAAAAAAAAAGGGUUUUAAUGAACCUUUUUUAUAAUUAAAUUACCUUGAUGGAGUUUAGAACUCUGAGGGUUUUCAUUGGGAGGUUUUUUUGUGUGGUUUUUUGGUUGGGGUUUUUUUUUCUGUUGUUGUUCUUUAUUUUAAAGCUUUGCUUUAUUCCCACUCUUUAAACAAGAUUCAGAGUCUGAACAGGAAUGUGGGAAAAAUGUGGAAGGCAAAAUGCUGAUGUAGUUCAUGAAAGAAUUAAAUCUGAAGGGAUUUUCUUUCCCCCCAGGGUGGUGGAUGUAGGAAUGUUGCAUUUUAGGUGUGUCUGACUGCCUGAGGAAAGGAAAUGCCACCUUCCAGACUGGGAAUUCCUCCUGAUUUGGGUUUGAAUUCCUGCUGUCAGCCAGGAAUGGCCCCUAAUUCCCACGGAUUUAAGUGUUGGCUUGAGCAAACUGAAGAAUUCAGGCUUGAAAUUUAAUUUUAACUCCCGACAGCGUUGGGAAAACACCUGGAAAAACGUUGAACUUCCACAAGAAGGAGCUCCAGGAAUUUUUAGGAGUAGAUUGCCAGGAAUCUCCAUGACCCCAAGUCCGGUUUUGAAGGUCCAAAGUGAAUUAACCCCGUGGAGAUGGAAGAAGGGGAGGAAACCCUGCACUUAAUUCCUGUUUUAUUCCCUUUGUCAAGCAGUCAAAAAAAACCCCCCAACCCAGUCACUAAUACAAGAACCCAACUUUUCCUCUCUUUAUUUUAGAUUUGGGAAAAUUCCCUGCCAAAAAAAAAAAAAAAUCCUGGGAAAAUUCACUAGUGUUUGUGUGAGUAAAAGGUUCCAAGCAUUUAUUCUUAACCUGUAAAGAACAAUUUCACUGAGUUUUGUCCCCCCCCCCCUAAAGAGUCAGAAAUCCUUUGCACAGAAAUGUGAGAGGGGUAAAUUUACUUUUAUUUGGAUUUUAGCUGGUCUGGUUGCAGGUGUGGAAAAGAAACCCAAAAAUGUGAUUUUUUUUUUUUUAAAAAUAAGAAUAUCCAAAAGAAAUGUGUGAUUUCACAUUCAAAAAAUGCCCAAUAAACCCAUUUUUUGGUGGCACCAAAAACCCAAGCAGCUGCUGAAUCAGAUCCAAACCAUUGGAUAAUGAUGGAUAAAUGGAUUAGGGAACAGCACACGAUGCCAAAAUUGUAAGAUUUGAUGGAAAACCAACGAAUUCCCAAUCCAAAUUCCCAAUCCGUGCAGCCAUGCCGCUCCCAAAGCAACUCCCUGCUUUCCCAGAGCUUGCUGCAUCCCUGAGCUGCUCCCUGCUUUUCCUUGGAUGCACUUCCUGAUGAGGGCAGAGCCGUUCCCGGGGGAUGGAUGGGUGUGGAUGGAUGUGUUUGUCCCUCGUGCUGUCAGUGUGUCCCCACAUUGCCUCUCACAAUCAUCACCUUGACCUCACCUCGUCCAAAAUUACGGAAAUAAUCUCAUUUUUCUGCCCAGUUUUCUCCCAAAUGAGAGACUUUGCCUGCAGUUUGAUGUGGGAAAUGGGCUAAAAUCGCUGAUUUUUUGCUGGUUUUCUCCCUGACUUUGCUAUCCCUCCCUCUUUUGGGGUGUGUAUAAACACAUCUGUGGGUUUAUACACACGAUUAUUUGGGGGGGGGCGGUUUGCUGUACAGGUCAUAAAGACGGGGGAAGGUUUUUGUGUUUUCUUAAUAGGUGAAGAAAUCUUGGAAGACCCGAAAUUGCAACUUACUGAAUUAAAUAAUUAAAAAAAAAAAAAAAAUUAAAAAAAAAAAAAAAUUAGAAAUUCCCCAGCUGUGGAAGAUGGAGCCUCAUUUUUGCAGCCACUUUGAAUCCCGAGUUCAUCUUUAAAAAAGGCGCUGGGGCUUUUUAAAAAUUUUUUUUGUUGGUUCUUUUUUUAUGGUUCUUUUUGGUUUUUAUUUUUUUGGUUUUUUUUGGAAGAGCUAAAAUAUCCCUGGCUGUCUCCAGUGUGACAGUAUUCCAAUGGACUUGAUUCCUCCAUUAGUUUGUCAGAUUGUUUUAAGAGCACCUCAGAGUUUGGAAUUGUGGAAUUGUUGGCUGAGAGGUUCCCUUGGAAUUGUGAGGAGGAAAAUUCUGUCUGCCCCUUUGUUAUUCAUUCACGGACUCCUUCGGCCUACAGGAGAAGGGAACUGCAUGGCUGGGAAGAUCAAAGCCUGUGCUGAACGUGGCCAGGGUUACUUUUAAAAAGAAGCUUUCACUGCUAAACCAGGAGAAGCCUUUGAGUGCCAGGAAGCGAAGCCAAUUCUUGCCCAGGCUGGAGGAAGACCCUGAGAGCAAAACCCUGAGCUUUUCCAAGGAUUUCUGCAGCAUGUCCAACCACGGAGACGACUGCUACUUCUUCUUCUAUUCCACGUGCAACAAGGGAGACAGCUGUGCCUUCCGCCACUGUGAGGCCGCCCUGGGAAGCGAGACCGUCUGCACCCUGUGGCAGGAGGGGCGUUGCUUCAGGAAUGUCUGCAGGUUCAGGCACAUGGAAAUCGACAAAAAGAGGAGUGAGAUCGCUUGUUACUGGGAGAACCAGCCAGGAGGCUGCCAGAAGCACAACUGUGCUUUCCACCACACCAAGGGACGUUACGUGGACGGGCUCUUCCUACCCCCGAGCAAAACCACUCUUCCAAGUCCCCCCGAGGCUGCGGAGGACGAGGUGAAAAUGGUGCAGAUGCAGCAGAACAAACUCUCUGUGCAGUCCAACCCUUCCCCACAGCUCAGGGGGGUGAUGAAAGUGGAAAACUCCGAGAAUGUCCCGAGUCCCACCCAUCCCCCAGUCGUCAUCAACGCUGCAGAUGAUGAUGAAGAUGAUGAUGACCAGCUUUCUGAAGAAGGAGAAGAAACCAAAACCCCAGUCCAGCCACCAACCACAGAAACCCACAAUGGGCUGAGGGUGAUUUCCACCAGGAAAUCCAAUUCCAGUGCAAAGCAAGAUGACAACUUAAAUUUCGGGAUAAAAACCCUGGAAGAGAUCAAACUGAAGAAACUCAAGGAAAAAGCCAAAAAACAAGAAGGUCCUUCAGGAGUGGCUGUGGAUCCCCUCCAAGCCCGGAGCAUUCCUGUGCCGGAGAAGGAAAACGUCCGGACUGUGCUGAGAACUGUGACCCUCUCCUCAAAGGAAGGGGAGGACCCUGUGAUCCAGCUGAAUCUUCCUGACAGACUGGGAAAAAGGAAAACCCUCAUGGCUGGGAAAACUUUCCUUCCCCUGAGGAGGAACGUUGCUGACAGGCUGGGGAGGAAGGCAGAGCUGCAGGGAAAUGCUGACAAGGCCCCAAAGAGAGGCACAGUUCAAGUCCUCAAGUCCCUGAAGGAGAGGCUGGGGCUGCCCUCUGAGCAGAGCAGCACAGAGACAGACAAAGCUGCCAAACCCAUCGAGGAGAUCCGGGUGAAAACCCUGGAGGAAAUCCGUCUGGAAAGAGCCAACCAGAGGCGAGGGGAACCCCCAGCCAAAAUCCCAGGAGAAGGCAGGAAAACAGAAGAUCCCAACCCCGGAGCCAGAUCCUCCCCGGCCGUCCGCAUCAAAUCCCUGGCGGGAGCCCUGGCAGAGAAAAACCACAAGAGGCUGGGAGAAGAGAAGGAAAAACCCGAGGAAUUCUCCAGCAAAGCCAAAGCUGAGGCUGAUCCUGGGAAACAGAACAUUCCUGCCCCAGCUGCGGUGGGAAGGGUGCAGCUGGCAGAGCCGGGAAGAGCCAAAGCGGCCGGAGAAGUGCGGAUCAAAACCUUGGAGGAGAUCAAGAGGGAGAAAGCCCUGAGGAUGCAGCAGAGUGGGGAGAACGUUCCUGCUCCUCCUGCCCCGCCCGAGCCAGCCCUGAGGGGCAGGAAACUGCUCCGGGUCACCAAGGUCAUAGCACCUGGAAGAGAAGAAAAAAUGAUUGUGGAGCUGAACAAACCUUCCCCCAAAGGAGUCUCUGCACCUGCUGAGAAUGCAGGGAAUUCUGGAGUUCAGGUGAAGAGCCUGGAGGAAAUCAUGUGGGAGAAGCGUCAGCUGAAGCAGCGCCAGGAGGAGAAACUCCAGAAAGGAGCUGGGCCAAUUCCAGCUGAAAAACCCGAAAAAAACAAGGAGAAAACUCCAGGAUCAGGGAGCCCCGAAUCUGCUGUGGGAUCAGCUCAUCAGCUGGGCAGGAGGAAAGUGGUGAAAUUCCAGGAGGACGGGGUGGGAAACCCGGAGAAGGAUCCUGCGGCGUCUCCAGGGAAAAAGGGAGCUCAGGUGCUGGAGAGGAAAGCUAAAACCAAAUCCAAGGUGUGCCUGAAGCCUCUGGAUGGCAAAGCCUCCCCCAAGCAGCCCCUGAAGAGGAAGGGUCCCGAGGGCCACCCCCCGGCCGUGGUGGCAGUGAAACCCCUCAGUGCCACCAGCGGGGACACCAAGGAGCCCUCAGCCAAGGCCGUGGCUCCGGCUGCUCCAGAGGACAACCCGGCCUCCAUCCCUCGGAGAGAAAAUUCCCAGAGCAGCCCCGAGCUGCACGUGGGGAGCCAGGCAGAUUCCCUGGCACAGUCAGAGGUGUCCGGCUCCUCCUCCUCCUCCCUGGAAGUUCCGGUGAAGCUGCGGCGCCUCAGCUCCGCCAGCUCCUCCAAACCCCCCCUGUCCGUGGAGGACGACUUUGAGAAGCUCAUCUGGGAGAUCUCAGGAGGAAAACUGGAAGCAGAAAUCGACCUGGAUCCAGGGAAAGAUGAGGAUGAUCUCCUGCUGGAACUCUCGGAGAUGAUUGACAGCUGAGAUGGGCAGGGUUGGGUUGGUUUUUUUUUUAAAAAAAAAAAACCCAAAAAAAAGACACAACACCAAAAAAAAAAAAAAAGGAAAAUUCCUUCCCCCACAUCCUGUAAAUGUUGUUGGAUCCGUGGAGGAGAUGCUUUUCCUGGCUCGAAGCACAGUUGGAUUGUUAGGAAUAGGCAGAAUGUGCACUCAGUUAUCCCGAAAUUCCGGGCCCAGCUGAUCCCGAGGCUGUGCCGGCGGCUCCUCCCACACAGCAGAGGACAAAGCACUUGGAAUUCUCUUGGGAGGACACAGAUCCCAUCUCCAGAGCCAUCCCAGGAUGGGAUCAAAGCUCCCCCUCAUCCCCCUGCUGGGAUUCCCUGGACAGUGAAUCCCCAAAAAAGCCUGGAGUUACUAUGUCAACUCUGGAAUUGACGGAUGGACGCUGCCUUUGGACUCGGAAUCGAGGGCAAUUCGGGAGAGCCGGGCUGGGAGAGGGAGCAGCUGAGCCAGGAUUUUGGACCAAACACUGCCAGAGUGAGCCUGACUUGGAAUUUCCAGGGGGAAUUUUUCCUCAUGGCCACCGGGGAUCCUGGGAUGGGCAACCAAAAUUCCCUUGGCUGCCUGCAGGAAUUUGGGAAAGCCAGGAUUGCUUCAAGUGCCUCUGGUUCCGAGGAUCCCUCCCCUGCUGAAGGACUGCAAUGAGCCUCCCCCAUCCAGCUGGAAUCAUUUUGGGAGGGAGGAAAAGCACCUGGAAGGUUCUGCCCCCCCCCCCCCCCCCAGCUGUUUCCCUCUUUUCCAGCCCGCUGGAGAUGGGAUUUGAUGGAAUCCCCGUGGGGUUUUUUUUGUGUAAAUAUUUUAUUCUUCCAUUUUAUAUUUGUAUGAUUGUAUUUAAGGGAUUAAAGGUAGGCUGCUCA